Molecule: messenger RNA, 282 nt
Organism: Iphiclides podalirius (scarce swallowtail)
Lineage: Eukaryota; Metazoa; Arthropoda; Insecta; Lepidoptera; Papilionidae
Source: the annotation of a GenBank genome assembly
AUGGAGAGCGUUAACCCCCAGUGUCAGCUGUAUCAUGAGAGCAUUCUCGAAGAUGGACUGCGCCCGCGACGAAAACGAAAACGAAAAAGGCACGCGAAGAACGAUAACGGGAGCGAUGAACCGGCCGCUUUGGCCGAUUUGUUCGAAAGGCAAAGGCGAGUUGCGGAUUCGGCGCGGCCCAGAGGCGCGUGUAAAUCACCCGGGACGACGCCCCGUCACGUUUCCCGCCAUCGUAUCGACGCCGCGAAAAAUAGCCUUGCGAUAUCGCCGGGAACGCGCCGA